This is a messenger RNA of Branchiostoma floridae (Florida lancelet), 1241 nucleotides long. RefSeq names its product seed lectin-like. Bases 240 to 1079 code for a protein of 279 amino acids. Lineage: Eukaryota; Metazoa; Chordata; Leptocardii; Amphioxiformes; Branchiostomatidae. The transcript has 8 exons. The record is from RefSeq and is a predicted model, not a curated record.
CCCACCUUACUUGUGUUACCCCCAUGCCCAUUGGUGUGGAGACAACAUUCUCCUUAAAAGGCGUAUUUCAGGGCAGAAAAUUUGCAUACGUACUGCUAUAAAUGUGUUAGACUUGCUGCUAAACACCAGAGCGGUCCGGUCCGGGAGAAGGAAUCGUUUCACGUGCCCCUUCACCGUGCACAGCAAAAAGACAAAGCCCUUGAGAUCUAAGUUGCGUCCGAGUACAGCUCCUAAUCGCCAUGGAUUACAAGGGGUAUUUCUACAUCCAGAGCCGGCAGACCGGCAUGGUCCUUGACGUGAACGAGGCCAACACCGCGUCCUCCACCCCCAUCAUCGUCUAUCCCAAGAAAACCGAGGGGGUCGAGAACCAGCUCUGGAAGUACAACUCGGAGACUGGUGAACUGGAGAGUCGCUUGAAUGGUUACCGUAUCGACGUGUCCGGAGGAAAAGCGUGCAACAGUGCAAGUAUCAUCAACUACCCAGAGAAUAACGCCGCCAACCAGAAGUGGUACUUCAGGAAGGACGGCUCCAUUGAGAGCGGGUUGGGGAAACAGUGGGUCCUGGACGUGCAGGGGGCGGACACUAACGCUGGGACAAAGGUCAUCCUGUACGAGCGUAAGGACGGGGGACCAAGUAUCAACCAGCAAUUUGAUGUGGUGCCUUACGUGCCCGCGGACGGGUUCUACAUCCGGAGCGCCCUGAACGACUGCUACCUGCAGAUCAAGGACGGCAGCGCCAAAACGUCUGCCCUCAUCUGCAUCGGGAACAAGGCUGACGGGGACCGCAAGUUCCAGCGCUGGAAGUACAACAAGGAGACCAGCGCCAUCUGCAGCGAGCUGAAUGACUACGCCAUAGACGUGAGGCAGGCAAAUGCGGCCAACUCUGCCGAGAUCAUCGCCUACCCGUGCCACGGUGGCACCAACCAGGGCUGGACCUUUGAGAAGAACGGCUCCAUCGUGAGCGGCAUGGGCAAGACCUGGGUCCUGGACGACACUGCCUCGGGCGGAGCCGGAACUCCCGUCAUCCUCUACACCUGGCACGGCGGGAAGAACCAGCAGUGGUACAUCUCCACAGAAUAAGGCCUAGAGGGUAUCAGGCAAUGGGUGAUGCAUCCACCCCCUCCCCACUGAGGGCCUGCAGAACCAAGCUUAGCCGCUUUGCGUCGCUGUGACUGAAAAGAAUCACCUUAGAACUUUUGCGUUUAUAAUAGUUAUUUAGAAUCGGGCAAUUUGGCGGAAGUA